AUGUCCCAUUUCCCAUCAAUCGAGGAUUUCGAUGACGGAGUCACCGCUCCAACCGGUGGUCCCAUCGACGACGCCGACGACCUGUUCCUUCGCGAACAAGCCAUCCUAGGUGACGAAGCCACCCAAUUUUCCGCCGACAAGUUCCCCGCGCUUGAUAACGACGGCGACCUUCUCGGAGGAGGUGGAGCAACAGGUGGCGGUGAUGGAUUAGUCGAGACUCACAAAUUUGAGAGUAGCUUUCCAGAUUUAAUUGCCGAUAAUGAGGCCGUCGGACCCGGUGGAACCAUCACAGGCACAUCAGCUCCCUACAUGCCAGGUGUCGUAAACACCAACUUCCCAUCCACAUCUUCCCUCCCAGAAGAAGAACCCGAAGUCAUCAAGCAAUGGCGCGAACGUCAACAGCUCGAAAUCCAACGUCGCGACGAACUUUCCGAAUCUCGCAAGCAAGAAACAGUCGAAAAGGCACGAGCAGCUAUCGAUGACUUUUACGAUAAUUACAAUUCGAAGAAGGAUAAGAGCAUAGAACAGACUCGAAAAGAAGCAGAGGAAUUCCUUGAAAGUCGUGAAAACACCUCCGUCGGCGGAACCGCCUGGGAACGUAUCGCAAAGUUGGUGGAUCUGACAGAUAAGGGUGUCAAGACCGCAAAGUCGGAUAAGACACGUUUCAGAGAACUCCUAGUUUCCCUACGAAAGGACGAGAAGGCCCCCGGUGCCAGCGGCAUUUAG
This is a messenger RNA of Orbilia oligospora ATCC 24927, 726 nucleotides long. RefSeq lists its product as uncharacterized. The transcript has 5 exons. Gene Ontology annotation, cellular component: clathrin coat of trans-Golgi network vesicle; clathrin coat of coated pit; plasma membrane. Gene Ontology annotation, biological process: clathrin-dependent endocytosis; clathrin coat assembly; intracellular protein transport. Lineage: Eukaryota; Fungi; Ascomycota; Orbiliomycetes; Orbiliales; Orbiliaceae. The record is from RefSeq and is a predicted model, not a curated record. Gene Ontology annotation, molecular function: clathrin heavy chain binding; structural molecule activity. Bases 1 to 726 code for a protein of 241 amino acids.